This is a messenger RNA of Arvicanthis niloticus (Nile rat), 5436 nucleotides long. RefSeq names its product lysyl oxidase like 4 (gene Loxl4). Gene Ontology annotation, molecular function: copper ion binding; protein-lysine 6-oxidase activity. Gene Ontology annotation, biological process: peptidyl-lysine oxidation; collagen fibril organization. NCBI's taxonomy places the organism in Eukaryota, Metazoa, Chordata, Mammalia, Rodentia, Muridae. The record is from RefSeq and is a predicted model, not a curated record. Gene Ontology annotation, cellular component: membrane.
UUGAGGCGGGAGGCUGGAGGAUAAAAAGCCCCCAGGGCGUCCCGAGAGGCCCGUUAGUGCUGCUCAGCCGCGGCGCCCGGCCCAGCCCCGAUCUCCGGAUCCAGCCGGUGCCCUGAAGUCACCAUGAUGUGGCCCUCACCACCCACCUUCUCUCUGUUCCUGCUACUGCUGCUAAGCCAAGUCCCUUCCAACAGCCCACAGCCAUCAGGCCCCAAGAAGCUCAGGCUUGUGGGUCCAGUGGACAGGCCAGAGGAAGGCCGCUUGGAGGUGCUCUACCAGGGCCAGUGGGGCACGGUGUGUGAUGAUGACUUUGCUCUCCAGGAGGCUACAGUGGCCUGCCGACAGCUGGGCUUUGAGUCAGCCUUGACCUGGGCACACAGUGCCAAGUAUGGUCAAGGAGAGGGCCCCAUCUGGCUGGACAAUGUUCGUUGUUUGGGUACCGAGAAGACUCUAGAUCAGUGUGGCUCUAAUGGCUGGGGUGUCAGUGACUGCAGACACUCAGAGGAUGUUGGGGUGGUGUGCCAUCCACAGCGCCAGCACGGAUAUCACUCUGAGAAGGUCUCCAAUGCCCUUGGGCCCCAGGGCCGGCGGCUCGAAGAGGUGCGGCUCAAACCCAUCCUUGCCAGUGCCAAAAGGCACAGCCCAGUGACUGAGGGGGCUGUGGAGGUACGGUACGAGGGCCACUGGAGGCAGGUGUGUGACCAGGGCUGGACCAUGAACAACAGCAGGGUUGUGUGCGGGAUGCUGGGCUUUCCCAGCCAGGCACCGGUCAACAGCCACUACUACAGAAAAGUCUGGAAUCUGAAGAUGAAGGAUCCCAAGUCUAGGCUCAACAGUCUGACAAAAAAGAAUUCCUUCUGGAUUCACCGGGUUGACUGUUUGGGGACAGAGCCUCACUUGGCCAAGUGCCAGGUACAGGUGGCUCCAGGAAGGGGCAAGCUUCGGCCAGCCUGUCCAGGCGGCAUGCACGCUGUGGUCAGCUGUGUGGCAGGGCCCCACUUUCACCGACAGAAGCCAAAGCCGAAGCGCAAGGAGUCCCGUGCAGAGCAGGAGCUGAAAGUGCGCCUGCGCUCUGGGGCUCAGUUGGGUGAGGGCCGUGUGGAAGUGCUCAUGAACCGCCAGUGGGGCACAGUCUGUGACCACAGAUGGAACCUCAUCUCAGCCAGCGUUGUGUGUCGCCAGCUUGGCUUUGGCUCUGCCCGGGAAGCCCUUUUUGGGGCCCAAUUGGGUCAAGGGCUAGGGCCCAUCCACCUGAGUGAGGUGCGCUGCAGGGGGUAUGAGCAGACCCUUGGUGACUGCCUUGCCCUGGAAGGGUCCCAGAAUGGUUGUCAACAUGCAAAUGACGCUGCUGUCAGGUGCAAUAUCCCAGACAUGGGCUUCCAGAACAAGGUGCGCUUGGCUGGUGGGCGCAACCCCGAAGAGGGAGUGGUGGAGGUGCAGGUGGAGGUGAAUGGGGUCCCACGCUGGGGGACUGUAUGCAGUGACCACUGGGGGCUCACUGAAGCCAUGGUGACCUGUCGGCAACUUGGUCUGGGAUUUGCCAACUUUGCUAUCAAGGACACCUGGUACUGGCAGGGGACACCAGAGGCCAAAGAAGUGGUGAUGAGUGGGGUUCGCUGCUCAGGCACAGAAAUGGCCCUUCAGCAGUGUCAGAGGCACGGGCCUGUGCACUGCUCCCACGGCUCUGGGCGCUUCUCAGCCGGCGUUGCCUGCAUGAACAGUGCUCCAGACCUUGUGAUGAACGCCCAGCUGGUACAAGAGACGGCCUACUUGGAGGACCGUCCACUCAGCAUGCUGUACUGUGCUCAUGAGGAAAACUGCCUCUCGAAGUCCGCUGACCACAUGGACUGGCCCUACGGACACCGGCGCUUGCUGCGCUUCUCCUCACAGAUCUACAACCUUGGCCGGGCCGACUUCCGUCCCAAGGCUGGACGUCACAGCUGGAUUUGGCACCAGUGCCACAGGCACUACCACAGCAUCGAGGUCUUCACCCAUUAUGAUCUGCUCACACUCAAUGGCUCCAAAGUGGCUGAGGGGCACAAGGCCAGCUUCUGUCUAGAAGAUACAAACUGCCCCUCAGGAGUGCAGCGGCGCUAUGCAUGUGCCAACUUUGGGGAACAGGGAGUAUCUGUAGGCUGCUGGGACACCUACCGGCAUGACAUCGAUUGCCAGUGGGUGGAUAUCACAGAUGUGGGCCCAGGGGACUAUAUCUUCCAGGUGGUUGUGAACCCCACAAACGAUGUGGCAGAGUCAGAUUUCUCCAACAACAUGAUAAGAUGCCGCUGCAAGUAUGAUGGACAGCGAGUCUGGCUACACAACUGCCACACAGGAGAUUCCUACCGACCCAAUGCAGAGCUCUCCCUGGAGCAGGAGCAGCGACUCAGGAACAACUUGAUCUGAAGCCACUGUUGCAUUCCCAGCUCUGCUCACACACCAGAUACCUCAGCUUACUGGAGCCAUGCCCUUCACAAAGCCCUGACUCACAGGACAAGGGGCUAGUGACAGGAGCACCUAGAAGCUGCUCAGGAAGCCUUUCACUGGCCAGAUCAUCCCCAGGAUAGCAGUGCUCUCAGGAUGGCUCUGGGCCCCUCCAGGGCACCUAUGGCCUAUAGCAGGGUCUUGAGGCUCUGGCCAGCUAAAUCUUCUCUUCCUUUAGGAGAUUAGAUCUUCUUUACAACUUGAUGCACAGUUCCCAGUUUCAGGAGCUCUAAGUUCCUCAGGGAUGAACUGUGACCAAGGCCCCCAAUCUAAGUGGUGCUUUGCAAAUAUCUUGGAGGACAGGACCAGAGAACACAAGAAGUGGAUGGAGCCAGUUCUCUCUGCUAUAUGCUCCAUGCAAAAUAACGUGUCAGAGUCACACCUGGCAGAGAAGCUGGUGAACGGGCCUCAGCUUAUCCUUAGAACUCGCACCUCAGUCUCUGAAGCCUCUCCUUGGCAUCUUUACCUUUAUUCUGUCACACACGGAUGUUUCUAAUACCCCUGAACCCUCAGGCCUCCUCCAUUUCCUGAUGGAUCAACACCCCAAUUACUGGGGCUGGGGGGGCAGUUUUCACAUAAUGACAAGAUAGGGCCUUUCCUGCAGAGUAGUAAGAAACCAGGAAGACAGCUGAGGUCACAUAAAUUUAGCCUCCAAGGACCUCAGCCAAUGGGGACAGCAGGAUGCCCAUAUCUGGCAGGCAGCAGUCCAGUCUCUUAAAAAUCACCCACAUUGCAGGGUUAGCCUAAAUUUCAGAUUUAACCAAGGCUACUUCACCUUAAACAAACUUGAGAAGAAAUUGGUCAGUCAAGCCCCUCUGCAGGAACAUGAACACAGGCCUGGUAGAGUCAGGAACAGAAGACUGAGUUAACAAGAAGCAAGAACAUUUAAGUUAGUCCAAGACCAAACCUGGGGAAGGCCACCAUCCACAGGUGAGGUGACUGUGCUCUGCUCUUGCUCAGGUGGUGUAAGACCUGGGGUCUUCUUGGGCGUGUCUGGACCUUUUCUCCACUGACAUACACAGAUGAUCCUUCUAGGUCUUACAGUGCCAAUAAAGGUUGCCCAUGACGGGCUGCUACGAAGACCAGACCAGCUGAGCUCCCGUAGCUUCCAGUGCACUGCACUCUGCCCUCUUCCCUCCAGAGCUGGAUGAUGCACACACAACACAUUCCUUGGGAUAGCCCACCUUGGUGCAUCUCUUGAGUCACACCUACCUACUUCGAAGUUACACUGUUCAAGGCCUCAGGUCAGGAAGGUUGAGAGGUGAAAGGGAGGAAUGAGAAGGUGCAACCCAAAGACUGUGGACUUUUAUAAUAGAGGCUAAAAGUCAACAUAAAUGGUAGCAGACAACUGAUUUACAGUAUCCUUGCACAAUACAGGAGCAACCCUGCUAGUCAAGACAUGUUUUGGGGUACCUUCUGUGAGCAAAAAGUGCCUUUUCCCAUCUCCUCCAUUCUGUCCUCUCCUUUAUCUGGCACAGGAAGCCUGUUUUGGUGUAACAGUUUAAGUAAACAAGGGAAGGACUGAUUUCCUGUUGGAUCCAGCAAACAGUGACAUUAUACUCACACAUGAAGUUAAUGGUCUGAAAAGAAUGUGCAGCCAGCUAGGGGAAGGGGUGGUGUGGUGAGUGAUGACUGGACUUAGGAAGGGAGGUUACCCUCACCUUCUUAUUGGAUCUAGUUUCCAAGAGGCCAGAAAAAGCAGGCCAGGCAGACAGCCACCAGCACUGGUCUGAGCUUUCUGGCCCACAUCACACGAUCGGUAGGUGCAGCCAGUUCUAAUUCCUAGAAAAAGCUAUACAAGGGCUGUGCUGUUAAACUUCUGAGUUGAAAGGGAAAGACACGGGCAGGUUGGUGGCUGGCAUGACUUAUAACUAGAUGAGGAAUGUUAACAAAAAUACCAACGGCCAAAUUCCAGACAGAACCAAAAACUUCAGAAGACUUUCACCUUGGCAUCCUGUGUGCCUCAGAGAAGAGCUAGGAAGCUCUCCUCAGAAGCUAAGCUAAUGCUACAAAGACUUUCACGCUAUGAAGAGAAAACUAGAAUCCACAGGGAUGGUAACUUUGUACUAGAAACUGUACACAACCCCGAGAUUUGGAUGUUUACCACAUACAAAAGAUAUACGUAGAGCAGAGCACGAGACAUCAUCCCCCAUAGCUAACACUUAUGAUGCAGCAGCCGCCCAGUUAAACACCGCUCCUUAGAGGUCCAUGCCACGGAGACAGUAGCAGCCACACGGUGUUCUCCCAUUAACUCCUCUUUUAAAAGUUCGGUUUAGAUAUAACCAAGGAUUUGAUCCUGCAUGGACAAGCUUGGGUCAUGGCUGGGACUUCUGACCAGUGAAGCAUCCCCAACUACUGGAAUAAUGUAAGCAAAAAGCACAUUUCAAUUAGAAAUAAAACAGCAAUGUCCCAUAACUUUCAAAUGUUGACUUAAAAAAAAUUGUUCUCUGAGUAAGACAGGUUGCUAGAACACUACUGUGAGAAUGAAAGAGUUGGUUUUGGAAAUUAUGAGACUUCUUUAAAAACUGGGUAAUAAACAUUAACAAUGCCUAACAAGAAGUCCUUUCAUAGACAGGUAACAAGAAUCAUAGCUCUUUUCUUUUCUUUUUCUUUCCAUUCUCAAGGUCACUCCUAACCUUCAAAACUCCAGCCUGGGAGUAUAGCUCAGACAUGAAUGUUGUCUAGCACAUGUAUGGCCAUGAUCUGGUAUCUAACUUGGGGUAGGGUGUGAAAACAUGGCAAGUGUGGGCCUUAAACGUGUCUCUCAGUACAAAAGCCAUGCUGGGGCUGGAGCAGUUAAGAGCCUGGUUCUUCCAGAGGACCCAGGGACAAUUCCCAACAUCCAUGUGGUAGCUCAUAACCAACUGUAAUCCCAGUCCCAGGAGAUCUAACACACUCUUCAGGCCUCUAGUUACCAGGAAUUCAGACAUACAUAAAAUUAAUAACAAUAAUGUAACA